Gadus chalcogrammus (walleye pollock) is the source of this 1255-nucleotide messenger RNA. RefSeq names its product low density lipoprotein receptor class A domain containing 4b (gene ldlrad4b). Gene Ontology annotation, molecular function: R-SMAD binding. The record is from RefSeq and is a predicted model, not a curated record. NCBI's taxonomy places the organism in Eukaryota, Metazoa, Chordata, Actinopteri, Gadiformes, Gadidae. Gene Ontology annotation, biological process: negative regulation of transforming growth factor beta receptor signaling pathway. Gene Ontology annotation, cellular component: Golgi membrane; early endosome membrane.
UCUGCAGUUGGCGUCUAGUGAGCCCUCGUCCGCACGGAGUGACGGAGAACUGUUUCUCAGCGGAACGGAGAAGGCGACGGAAACCGUACAAUGCGUUAGUACGAGGAAACGGCAAUCCCGGCGAAAAGAAAACCAUUUCCCACACCUGAUCGUAUUCCCCGAGCCGGCCGAGGCGGCGGGGGGGACAUGGCUUGAUCGUAGGCGAAGUGUCGAGUGCUGUGUUCGGGAUUUUCUUGUAGCAGCAGAUUCUGCCGCCGCCACCAGGAACUUUUUUUCACUGUCGGCCCGACAGUGGCGGCGGCUCUCUCCCCGGAGCGGUGUCCCAUUUUGCCCCAUGCAAAACCUAACGGUCCCUGGCAGCCCCAACAACUUCAAUGUCACCUGCUCUUGCAACUGCACCGCUUCCCAGCCCCAGGGAAUGGAGAUAUCUGAACUGGAGUUUGUUCAGAUUGUCAUCAUCAUCGUGGUGAUGACGGUGAUGGUGGUGGUCAUCAUCUGCCUGCUCAACCACUACAAGCUCUCCACCUGGUCCUUCAUCAGCCGUCAGAGCCAGGCCCGACGCCACCAGCACGCCCUGCAGCAGGACGGCUGCCUGUGGCCCUCAGACGGCGGCUCUCGGCAGAAUGCCUCAGAGGUGCUGUACGCCCCCCAGGCGCGUGAGGCCCGCUUCGCCGCGCCCUCCUUCAUGCAGCGGGACCGCUUCGGCCGCUUCCAGCCCACCUACCCGUACCUGCAGCACCAGAUCGACCUGCCGCCCACCAUCUCGCUGUCGGACGGCGAGGAGCCGCCCCCGUACCAGGGGCCCUGCACGCUGCAGCUGCGCGACCCCGAGCAGCAGAUGGAGCUGAACCGCGAGUCUGUGCGGGCGCCGCCCAACCGCACCAUCUACGACAGUGACUUGAUCGACAUCGGGGGGGUGGGCGUGGCGGCGGCGGGCGGCGGCGGCGGCGGCGGCGGGGGCGGCGGGGGCCCGCGGCCGCCCAGCAGCAACUCUGGCAUCAGCGCGGUGAACUCGUGCAGCCGCGGCCGCAUGGAGGGCCCGCCCCCGGCCUACAGCGAGGUGGCGGGCCACUACCCCGGCACGGCGUUCUUUCUACACCAGCACAGCAAUAAGCAGAGGGCGGGCGGGGGGCCCGGCGGGGGGCCCGGCGGGGGUCCCGGGGCCAGCGCCAUCCAGCCGCAGAGCCGCAGCCGAACGGAAAGCACAACAGCACCUGCCAAGGCGAAGGACGGCCCCCCGGACGGCAUGGUGUAG